Hemibagrus wyckioides is the source of this 1101-nucleotide messenger RNA. RefSeq names its product intraflagellar transport protein 46 homolog. Bases 1 to 1101 code for a protein of 366 amino acids. The transcript has 12 exons. Gene Ontology annotation, biological process: intraciliary transport; cilium assembly. NCBI's taxonomy places the organism in Eukaryota, Metazoa, Chordata, Actinopteri, Siluriformes, Bagridae. The record is from RefSeq and is a predicted model, not a curated record. Gene Ontology annotation, cellular component: centrosome; intraciliary transport particle B; motile cilium.
AUGGCCAAUAGUAGCAGUGAUGAGUCUGAAGACAGUACCAAGGCUAGUAUCGACCCUUGUACGCCAACUAAACAUGAUGAAGAGGAUGAUGAGGAGGAGGAGGAGGAUUCUGAUGACACAGAGUCAGAUGAAGAUGAUGGGGAGCCAAGACCAGCUCCAGAACGAUACACACCACAGACCACUGUGAUGGACAAACCAUGUGCUAAGCAAUCAGACCCAACGGUGCUCUCCCCGUGGCUUUCUGAGAACCGUAAACAGCACAAUGUCACUGAAGUGAAGGUGAAGAGUAUCGAAAGUGCACAGAAAAACCCAAAAGCUAUUGAUGACUGGAUAGAUAGCAUCAGUCAACUCCAUCGCUCCAAACCUCCAGCCACAGUACUUUACACCAGACCCAUGCCAGACAUUGAUACCCUGAUGCAGGAAUGGCCACCUGAUUUUGAAGAGCUUUUGGGCAAGCAAAAAAAGACAGGACCACCUGCUAGACCAUGUGAACCAGCUGAAACUGAUGAAGAGGAUGAUGAUGAUGAGGAUGAUUCUGAUGACACAGAAUCAGAUGAAGAUUAUGGGGCCCCAAGACCAGCUCCAGAACGAUACACACCACAGACCACUGUGAUGGAUAAACCAUGUGCUAAGCAAUCAGACCCAACGGUGCUCUCCCCGUGGCUUUCUGAGAACCGUAAACAGCACAAUGUCACUGAAGUGAAGGUGAAGAGUAUCGAGAGUGCACAGAAGAACCCAAAAGCUAUUGAUGACUGGAUAGAUAGCGUCAGUCAACUCCAUCGCUCCAAACCUCCAGCCACAGUACUUUACACCAGACCCAUGCCAGACACUGAUACCCUGAUGCAAGAAUGGCCACCUGAGUUUGAAGAGCUUUUGGGCAAGCUGAACCUCCCCACAGCAGAUAUUGACUGUGACCUGGAAGAGUACAUCGACACAAUUUGCAGUAUCUUGGACAUUCCAGUAUACGAGAGCCGAAUCCAGUCUCUCCAUGUCCUGUUCUCACUUUAUUCUGAAAUCAGAAACUUCCAGGUUUUCAACUCCAUCGCUCCAAACCUCCAGCCACAGUACUUUACACCAGGUACAAACACUAGCACACAGUGA